AUGCUAAAGAUGAAUAUUUUCGAUAAGAUUUAUAAAUAUAAAGGAGAUAAGGAGCUGGAUUAUCCUCCAGGGACAGAUGAGGUGUCUGAUGUAGAACAUCAGGAAUGGACGUUGAUUCCAGCUCCGACAGAGGAUAUUCAUGAUCCAUUAAACUGGACAAAGCGGUGGAAAUGGAUUACAUUGAUGAAUGAAUUUGGGUGGUUGUGGUCUGCAAAUUUUUUUAUAAAUGCAUUUGGCUCUUUAUAUCCGGUGCUUGAGAGGGAUUUCCAAAUUACGACGAUGCAGGUGACAUUGUUUAGUACGGUGAUGACACUUGUUAUUGGGUUUGGGAAUUUUAUUACACUUCCAUGGUCGAUGAAGAUUGGGCGUCGUUCGAUGUUUUUUUUUACGAAUAUCUUUGUUAUUCUUUCCUAUAUAUGGACUGCGACUGCUAAGACAUAUGGGAGCAUGAUGGGAGCACGUAUUUUGUCGGGUGUGUUUGCUGCACCCAUUGAAGUUGCUGGGCCUAUGAUUGUUUCUGAUUUAUUUUUUACACAUGAACGUGGGUAUUACAAUGGUGUUGCAUAUUUAUCUUUAAUUGUUUCGUCUUAUAUUUCAACACCAAUAUCAGGUGCUUUUGCUGAUACGAUUGGAUGGAGGAAAUUCUAUUGGUUGGGAUCCGCAAUUAUGAUUUUGUCUCAGCUUUUUAUUUUCUUUACAAUGCCGGAGACAAAAUAUAAUCGGACAGUGACUCAGGUGACUGUUCUUCCCAAAGAAUUGUAUAGUAAUACUACGGCUGCUAAAGAUGUGGAAACUAGUGAUGAUAACGCCUUGGAGAAACACAAGGUCGAGGGACUUAGUGAAGUAUGGGGUUAUGGGAAACCGAGUCCUCGUCAAUGGAAACUUUGGAGCUCUCCAGAUAAGACAGUUUCUAUUUGGGAGCUUCUAUCUACGCCGAUUAUUAUUAAUAUGUGGCCAGCUGUUUUAUAUGUUUCAUUGGCGUUUACGAGUUCAGCUGGUCUUUUGCUUUCGAUCGGGUUUAUUCAGUCACAGGUUUUUAGUGUUGCCCCAUAUAAUUUUACUGCGAUGCAAGUGGGUAUGACAAAUCUUGGUUUUGUUUUUGGUGGUGUUCUUGGUACCUUGUUUGCAGGAUGGUUUAAUGAUAUUAUACUCAAAUAUCAAACGAAAAAAAAUAACGGAAUUCGUGAAGCCGAAAUGCGUCUUUGGGAUGUCAUUCCAUGGACUUUGAUUGGUUUAGUUGGUGCGUAUAUUUUUGCAGUCGGUAUUUCGAAAGGAUGGAACUGGUUUGUUGUUUGUGUUUUGGGGUUAUUUGUUUGUGGGUCAGGAAUGUCUGCUAUACAAACGGUGGCUGUUACUUAUGCAAUUGAUUGUUAUAAACCUUUUAGCAGUCAAAUAGCACUUACCGCAUGUUUAUGGAAGAAUUUUUGGGUAUUUGGUGUUGGUUAUUUUAUCAAUAAUUUAACUGCUUCCCGUGGAACAGUUGUUUCUGUUACAGUUCUUGCGUUACCUGUGUUUCUUACGGUUAUUGCAACUGUACCUAUGAUUAUUUAUGGUAAAUCAUGUCGAAGAUGGUCUUCGAAGCAUGAAUUAAUUGGAAAAGCACAAAUUUAUUAA
Molecule: messenger RNA, 1614 nt
Organism: Pneumocystis jirovecii RU7
Lineage: Eukaryota; Fungi; Ascomycota; Pneumocystomycetes; Pneumocystales; Pneumocystaceae
Exons: 8
Coding region: 1-1614 (537 amino acids)
Biological process (GO): transmembrane transport
Molecular function (GO): transmembrane transporter activity
Source: RefSeq, a predicted model, not a curated record